This is a messenger RNA of Carya illinoinensis, 1991 nucleotides long. Its product is annotated as cytochrome P450 78A7. The record is from RefSeq and is a predicted model, not a curated record. NCBI's taxonomy places the organism in Eukaryota, Viridiplantae, Streptophyta, Magnoliopsida, Fagales, Juglandaceae. Bases 95 to 1714 code for a protein of 539 amino acids. Gene Ontology annotation, molecular function: oxidoreductase activity, acting on paired donors, with incorporation or reduction of molecular oxygen; heme binding; iron ion binding. The transcript is spliced from 2 exons.
UUCUACCUACACCUCAGGGCAAAACAGAUCUUCUACAAACUAACGCCACUAAUCGUCUCUUCCCGUCUCUCCGAGUUCUCACUUUUCUUCAAAAAUGGCGUUGGGUUUGGACACAAGGGACUCCAGCUGGUGGGUAUUUACACUCCCAGCUUUUCUUGGGUCCAAAAACCUUCUCGAUGGUUAUGUUUUGUUUGCUAUCUUCAUGUCAUUUGUCUCCAUUGUGCUUCUCACAUGGGCUUUUACGGUUGGGGGGAUUGCAUGGAAAAACGGGAGGAACCAGAGAGGUCGGGUUUCCAUUCCUGGACCUCGGGGUCUUCCUAUCUUUGGAAGCCUAUUCACGCUCAGCCGUGGAUUAGCCCACCGCUCCUUAGCCGUCAUGGCCAGGACUCCAGCGAGUGUUCAGCUCAUGGCUUUUAGCCUUGGUUCGUCACCUGUAGUCGUGGCUUCCGACCCCUGCACUGCCCGAGAGAUCCUGACAUCACCGCACUUUGCUGAUCGUCCUCUCAAGCAGUCUGCUAAGAGUCUCAUGUUCAGCCGAGCCAUCGGCUUUGCCCCCAACGGGGCCUACUGGAGGCUUUUGAGAAGGAUCGCUUCGACCCACCUCUUCUCACCCCGUCGCAUUACAGCCCACGAGACCGGCCGCCAGUUAGAAUGCUCCGCUAUGCUGAGCAACAUAGCAACCGAACAAGAAAUUAACGGCACCGUCUUUCUAAGAAAGCACCUCCAAGCUGCCUCAUUGAACAACAUCAUGGGGAGCGUUUUUGGCGAAAGGUACGAUCCGGCGCAUGAUAGUGAAGAGUUGGACGAGCUUAAAGAGAUGGUCACAGAGGGUUUCGAGCUUUUGGGUGCUUUCAAUUGGUCUGAUUAUCUUCCAUGGCUUAACUAUUUCUAUGACCCAUUUCGAAUCAAUGAACGUUGCUCCAAGCUUGUUCCCCGAGUCAGAAAACUCGUCCGAGGCAUCAUCCAAGAGCACCGAGCCAACGAGUGCACAAAGCUAUCUGAUAGUGAUGAUUUCGUUGAUGUUUUGCUUUCUUUGGAAGGUGAAGAGAAGCUUCAAGAGGAUGACAUGGUUGCCGUCUUAUGGGAAAUGAUAUUCAGAGGAACUGACACUACCGCCUUGUUAACUGAGUGGGUGAUGGCCGAGUUGAUCUUACACCCGGAGGUCCAGGAAAAGCUACACACAGAGAUUAACAGCGCGGUUGGAAGUAGAACUGUGACAGACGCUGACGUGGCAUCUCUACCCUAUCUGCAGUCCGUAGUGAAAGAAGCUCUCCGAGUUCACCCGCCUGGUCCAUUGCUCUCCUGGGCCCGACUGUCAACAUCGGACGUCCAGCUCAGCAACGGCAUGCUUAUUCCCGCCGACACAACAGCAAUGGUCAACAUGUGGGCCAUCACGCAUGACCCGCACCUGUGGGAGGACCCACUGGUUUUCAGGCCGGAGAGGUUUCUGGAGAGCGAGGGCGGUGUUAACGUGGACGUGAGGGGUGGGGAUCUGAGGCUAGCACCCUUCGGCGCCGGCCGGAGAGUGUGCCCAGGCAAGAACCUAGGGCUGGUGACAGUGACAUUGUGGGUGGCCAAGUUGGUGCACCAAUAUACGUGGGUUCAAGAUGUGGCUCACCCAGUUGAUCUUAGUGAGGUGCUGAAGCUGUCCUGUGAGAUGAAGUGUCCUCUGCAUGCUAUUGCUCUGCGAAGGAAUGAUGUUGCUAGGGUUUGAUGUGGAAGCUGCGUGCAGUAUGGUGUAUAUUUGCUAGUGGAUCCUAUUAACUGCCUUUUGAUUAUUAUUAUUAUUAUAUGUUUCGUCGUUUGGAUUAAGGGUAUGUGUAUGCUAGCGCUAGCGCUAGGGUUCGGAAGUGGAGGGGUACUUCGUAAGGUGGCUCCAGUUUUGGAAUGGUUUAACUGUUAGGGGUCUUGCAUUUUGUGCAUCAUGUACGGCAAACAUUUGCAUGUACUCGUAUUAUUAAUUAGACAAUAUUAUGGUAUUGUUCCUCCAA